AUGCUUUUCUCUAUCAUCACGUUCAUUGCUAUCGCUAGUAUCUUGGAUCUUGCUUCAAGUCUGCCAACCAAAAGGCAGGCAGGGCCAGCCGAUGCAGAUAUUCUUCAAUAUGCCUUGACUCUGGAGCAUCUAGAGAAUGCUUUCUAUAAAAAAGCUCUCUCUGAAAUGCCAGAACAGAUGUGGCUCGACGCGAACUUUUCGUCUUCCUUCUAUAACCAGUUAAAAUACAUAGUGCAUGACGAGGAGGCCCAUGUUGUCUAUCUUCAGACUGGUCUUACCGCUGCAGGUGCAGCACCUGUUGAAGCUUGUGAAUACAAGUUCCCAUUCACGGAUCCAAAGUCAUUUGUCGCUCUCGCUUCGGUCAUCGAAGGUGUUGGUGUCUCCGCAUACCUCGGAGCAGCAGCCGAUAUUACAACAAAGGCCUAUCUCACCGCAGCUGCUUCUAUCCUUGCCACUGAAGCUCUUCAUCAAUCCACUGAACGUAGCGCGAAUGGGGAGAUCCCAAUGGCCAAUCCCUUGUCGACACCUCUCGGACUUAACGCCGUCUACUCCAUCGCGUCAUCUUUUAUUGUUUCUUGCCCAUCCACCAAUGCCGUGUUGCCUGUAAUGGCCUACUCCUCUCUUGCUCUCAAGUCCGGCUUGCCUACUGCGCCAGGUGCCAGUAUUGUGCUGGUACCAGAGACCAUUCCAUCGGGAACCUUCUACACUACCUUCGUUAGCGGACUCGAUGCUAUCGCUGUUGAAAGUCAGGUCGGCAGUGAUGGUCUGAUCAUGAAUGUUGUUCCACUGAGCAUCUCGGGACAAAGUUACGCCUUCUUGACCAGAGAUAAAUCGGGUAACUUGACUGAUGCUAACAUCAUCGCUGGUCCAGUUGUUAUCGAGGUUACACCUGAUUCACCAACUUUUAGCUUGAUGGUUAUUUAA
This is a messenger RNA of Sclerotinia sclerotiorum 1980 UF-70, 924 nucleotides long. RefSeq lists its product as hypothetical. The transcript has a single exon. Lineage: Eukaryota; Fungi; Ascomycota; Leotiomycetes; Helotiales; Sclerotiniaceae. The record is from RefSeq and is a predicted model, not a curated record. Bases 1 to 924 code for a protein of 307 amino acids.